Molecule: messenger RNA, 330 nt
Organism: Plenodomus lingam JN3
Lineage: Eukaryota; Fungi; Ascomycota; Dothideomycetes; Pleosporales; Leptosphaeriaceae
Source: RefSeq, a predicted model, not a curated record
AUGCCCAUAGUCACCAUACACCACAGUGCACACGACACCAGCGAGCGAGCACGCCAUCAUCAUGGAUUGAUUGGCGACGGGAGAUCUUUUCCCUUUCCAAGUACAGGUAUGGUACAGUUGAGCAGAAGACGACCAAAAGCAACGAGGCAGGUCGAGCACGAGGAUGCCACGAGGCUGGCGCAUGGGUGUGGGAACGCGUGGCACUGUCUGCGGGCAGGUGGGGGUCGUUUGCGACAGGUGAGGUGGGUUGGGAGGAGAGGGGGAGGGAGCUUGUUCAUGUCACCUACUGUUUCCAUCUUAGUUGGAUGUGGUCAUGGUAGCGAGCUGUGA